CAAAAUUUAUUACUUUAAAAUACCAAGUAAAUAUAGGGGUGUCAAGCAAUCUGCGAUAUAUAUCGUUGCCUGCAAUUCUGACUAUCGCGUUAAUAUGCUUCUUUUAUGUUGUUUUUUUUUUUAUUUCCAAGUCUGUACGUUAAUUUAGCGGCAUACGGAGUGCGCAAGUGGAUGACACUGUGCUGUUGUUUCAAAAGUCUGGCAGCUUCGUUUUAGAGCUACCUGACUGUUGAGUGCCAAGCCACUCAUUUUAAAACCAUCGUAUUUUUGUUUGCAGACGCAACAAGUGAUAGAAAUAUUUUUGUAAAUAUGAAUCUGUUAAGAGUAAAGGCAGAAUCCUGUCUGCGCUUACUGGAAAGCACCACUGCACCCUCUUUCACUAGCGACAUCAACUGGUUAAAUGAUUUCUGUGCAGAGUUCUUAAAGCUGUCGAAUGCCGUGCAGAUUCAUAUGGGUAUGCAAUUUGACUAUGAAAAUAUUGAGAUGAUUUGCUUAUGCUCCACACAAAUUGUAAUCUGCAUAAGACACCUAGAGCAAACGAUCAACCUCGAAAGUGCGUCGGGCCUAAGAAUAUCAGCCAGCCAUCAGCACUUUAUUGAACGCAUCAGGGUCUGUCUUAAGCGGAUGUGGGCUUGCUUUGGAGAAUCUUCAUCUGCCCAGAUCAGCUGUGUGGAGGGCGCGUCCUUUUUUCAGUUGCUAGAUUCGUUACUAGAUAGCUUGUCGGCAUUUACAAGCUUUUUUGAAAGCACUAACCAACACGCCGAGAAUUUGUUUGACUUAAGCAAGGAAAUUAAGACUCAAAUUGAUUUGCUAUUGGGUCAAACGCUAUCGUUUGCUAAUGUAGCCUUGCAGCAGGAUAAGAAAGCCUUGAGUGCGCUUUGUCAAAAGGUAAUGCGCGAUGGCAGUGCGUUUCAGGAGGAAUGUCAAGCGUGCUCAUCUGGCAGAAACAGCAAUUAUGCGAAUCAAAAACUCAAGGCAUUGACUUUGGAGAGCGGACUUUCUCAACUUGAGACUUAUAUCAACGAAGCGCUAUUGCGUUUGGUGUUCAACUGCUUUAUUGACUUUCAAAAGAUCUCUGUGGAUAAAAUACGCAACAUAUUGCGUACAGAACAUGUUGCCACAGCAGAUGAAUAUAUAGCUGAUUUCGAUGUCAAUCUGGAUCGUGCCACGCAAAUUGGUGUAUUUGCAAUUGCUUUUGCACCAAGCCUUAAAUUAAAAACGCUUGUGCGCAGCUGCCUUGCCUCGUUUGAGUAUCUGGAUACUAGUUUAAUACCUUCUUUGUAUGCGAAUGCUGCCGACUUACAUUCCGAGCUAUUGGAGCAACAUUAUAAUGAAGAGGUGUCCAAGUUCAAGUGCGCCAUACAGCAGAUUAUAGACAGCCAUGCUAUGGUGGGCUGUUAUAUGCAGCUUCUAGCAACAGGCAUUGAGGCAGCGGAGAAACAUUUUGAUAAAACUCAGUUGGAUGACUUGACGCUCAUGGGAUUUAUUAUACUUGAGCACUUCAAGCCAAGUGUAAAUCAAAAGCAACUCACACCACAAGCUCAGGAAAACUUGAAAAAGUUUGUUACCAUUUUGCGCGAAUGCAAAGCAAUACUUAUGUGUGCUGCACAAGUUGAAACUCAACGUAUUCUGAAGCGUUUCAAAAUAUUACGCAGCACUUUGCGUAAUCUACAUGGAUGCCUGGCUGCAGCUGAAAAGAAAGUUGAUGCCGCCCCAACAAACGCCAUAGCAACAAGUGAGAAUUGUGCGAAUGAAGGACUGUUAAUAAACUUAGCUGCUUCGCCAACAUCGAGCAUAUUGUACGACACGCGCAGGCAUCGAAAUAGAAGCCUUACUCAGCAGUCUAUGCCACAAGCUGAACCUUUUAUUAGGGCAAAGCCAAGUGAAUGCAUACGUCGUAAGCAAAGUUUGCGCACAGCAAUGUUCAAGCGCCAAAACAUUUUUGAGAACCAUAAACAACCGAGUAUAAUAAGCAGUCAUUCAGCUAGCUUAGAGAUUAGCGAUAUACUUGAGCAGCUGACGAGCUUAACAAACAGCUUCUCUGCAGGCCAACAGGUCAAGUAAAACUUUUGCUGCUCUCGGCUAUUGGAGCCGACAGCUCACGACUCUCGCACAAGUGCACAGCAUAUUUAUUAAGGAGCAAUGGUGUUUGCUUACUCAGCAUCUUUUAAAGAUUAAAAUUA
Drosophila busckii is the source of this 2183-nucleotide messenger RNA. Its product is annotated as serendipity locus protein alpha. The record is from RefSeq and is a predicted model, not a curated record. Gene Ontology annotation, cellular component: membrane; catenin complex; adherens junction. The coding region runs from base 310 to 2064 and encodes 584 amino acids. The transcript is spliced from 7 exons. NCBI's taxonomy places the organism in Eukaryota, Metazoa, Arthropoda, Insecta, Diptera, Drosophilidae. Gene Ontology annotation, molecular function: beta-catenin binding; actin filament binding. Gene Ontology annotation, biological process: cellularization; cell migration; cell-cell adhesion.